AUGAGUAAAGACAGUAAUAAUAAUGCGGACAUGCCAGGUGCCGUAAUUGCAUUCCUCAGCCUCUUUUUGAUGCUUGUCGGUAUGGCGGUAGUAACGAUGAUUUAUCACGGAAUAUGGCCCUUCGAGAAAAUCCACAACGAGCUAUACGGCGUAUCGGAUAUAUCUGACCCUUACGAGCGGUUCCCGGCGAAAGACCAGUAUUAG
This is a messenger RNA of Babesia bigemina, 204 nucleotides long. RefSeq lists its product as hypothetical. The coding region runs from base 1 to 204 and encodes 67 amino acids. NCBI's taxonomy places the organism in Eukaryota, Apicomplexa, Aconoidasida, Piroplasmida, Babesiidae. The transcript has a single exon. The record is from RefSeq and is a predicted model, not a curated record.